CGUGAAUAGACGCCCCCCAGCAAGACAUCCCCUAUAGUCCGACGUCAAGACCCAAAUCUUGACUUAUUUGUACAAAUUUGUAAAUAAAACCAGAUUCUUGAAUCUUCAGGCCUAUCGUCAGCUCACUAUCAUUAAUUAAUACCUUCUCCACUCUCAGUCCUAUAACUGCAAUGUUCUUCACUACUAGAGUCAGUUGCGCUUGUCUGGUCUCAGUCCUGAUUGCUCUGAUCCAUCGACCCGGGAUCCAACUUUCAGAGGCCCGGCCGACCAGCGUUGUCCGGAGACAGGCCAUCCAACCACCUAAUCCUGCCGCACCUCCACCUGAGCAUUCGAACCUGCUGGGCGCAGAUCCCACUGGCGGCGGCAAUCUAACUCCACCACCUGGCAAAACCACGACCAGUGCUCAGUCCGGUCCCAAACCACCCAAUCCUGUCAGCCCUCCUCCACUAGACACAUCGACAACUACGAAGCUGUUGAACAUAAAUGCCACCAGCUUCGCCAAUCAGACUCCACCGCCUGGCAAGACCACUACUACCAGUACUCUACCCGGCACCAGCAAUCCGACAUCCUCUGGCGCUGGUGGUGGUGCUGGGACAGGGGUUCCAACAACCUAUGGGAUACCUCCUGGUGGCUCUGGAACCUCACUCUCACAGUCUCUCAGCAAUUCGACAGAUGUGAAUCCCACCCCUUCCGGGUCCGGUGGCGGUGGAAGCGGAAGCGUGUAUUCGUCUUCCACUGAUUCUGGCAGCGGCUACGGGAGCCCAAGCAAGUCUGGAAUCAGGGCUUCUACCUCACCGACAGAUACCGGCACUAACACCGACAGCACAACUGCUCUAGAUCAGACCCCGACGACCUCUGAGGACCAUGAAGACUCGGAAGAAUCGUCCGGUGUGCCCCGCACGAGCCAGAGUGGGAAUGGCAACCCAUCUCUAACUGACACUAGUGGUGGAUAUGGGUACCCACUCAGAGCUGGUAAUCACACUGGACUUCCAAAUUACUCUUUAUCGAUCUCCUUAACCUUCCCAUCGACGUCCAGUGGCACCAGCAAUGCCCCCAAUUGGAAUCCCAUGACCUCAAACUCUAAUCAAGAAGAAUCGGGAGACACCCCUUCUCCUUCUCCAUUUGGAACCGGUGCAUCCCGAGGCACAUCACUUUCUGACAACGGAAACGGGCUGAAUGGGAAUCCCAGCCCCUCUGGUAAUGGCGGUGGAUAUGCGACGACAAGCACAUCUGGUACCAAUACCCCUGGAAGCGUGGAUUAUUCUUCAUCUACGUCUGGUGGCCCUCAAAAGAGCACAUCGUCGUACGGUUCCACGUAUGCCGCUGAUGGCGGAAAGAGCCUCAAUGGGACUCCGAACACCUCCGAGACUAGCAGUGGAUAUCCGAACCCUAGCAAAUCCAGUAUCAGCACCUCAUCUUCGCCGGCACCCGGCAGCUCCCAAGGUUCAUCGAUCGGCAGUGGAACCGGUCUGAAUGCGAACCCGACGACCUCUCAUGCCGAUGAAGACGAGGAAGAAGAAGAUGAUGACUCUCCUCCAUCCGACACCCGCGGCAGUGGAACUCACACCUCAACUCGCACUGACACCACCGGGACAAUCGUGAAUCCCAGUAGUUCUAGCAGUAACACCUAUUCAACUUCUUCAUCUCCAUCUGUAUCCGGCAAUUCCCGAGGCACAUCAACUAGCGGUGCUGGAAAUGGUCUGAAUGACAUUCCGACAACCUCGGCUGUCGAUGAAGGAUACAGGACCCAAUCCGAGACUAGUUCCUCAACUCCAAAGAUUGGUAAUAGUGGCCUCCAGAGCGUCCAAACCAGCGCCAACUCCCUCGGCCCAUCUAAGACAACCCCUGGCACCACGACGACCACCACCGGCGGCUCGGAAAGACCCCUCUCACUCACAUCUACAUCUGGGGGCUCCGCCUCUUCUCCUGUGCAAUGAAGGAACGACCCCUGGAGAACUGGUCAGGAAAGUCAGCUGUAGAUCUCACCAAGCCACACAUCAGCAACAACAACACAACAUGUCAUCAGAUUUUCCACGCUCACAUAUAUAACUAUCCCUUCUUUUCUACCGACAUUGUCCCCCUUUUUUGUCUCCUUUUAUUUUCUUGUUUCUCUUCACUUUUACUCCGUUGUUCUGUCUUUGUCCACUCACACCCAUAUCUUGUAGCACAAUAUCCAACUGCUUCGGUUUUCUUCUCUGCAUUUACAUAAUAGACAAUCGUUGAAGUAUGUGCUGGUCAGGAAUACAUAGUCCUCGGAUUUGGAGCAGCUCAUUUUGGUUUUUUGUUCAAGAAAA
Messenger RNA from Puccinia graminis f. sp. tritici CRL 75-36-700-3, 2294 nucleotides. RefSeq lists its product as uncharacterized. The record is from RefSeq and is a predicted model, not a curated record. The coding region runs from base 171 to 1937 and encodes 588 amino acids. The transcript has a single exon. Lineage: Eukaryota; Fungi; Basidiomycota; Pucciniomycetes; Pucciniales; Pucciniaceae.